Molecule: messenger RNA, 2105 nt
Organism: Mustela lutreola (European mink)
Lineage: Eukaryota; Metazoa; Chordata; Mammalia; Carnivora; Mustelidae
Gene: RBM34
Product: RNA binding motif protein 34
Exons: 11
Coding region: 755-2044 (429 amino acids)
Molecular function (GO): RNA binding
Source: RefSeq, a predicted model, not a curated record
AGAGAGGGUUUGAUGAAGGGUUGGAAAAAAUCUAUUGCAAAUAGCUGAGAACUUAUCAUAAGUGAGAUCUCAGCUGGGCCUUGAAGAAUGGAGAGGAUUUUGCAGAUGAAAAUGAGUAAAGACAUAAUUUUGGGUGAAGGAAUAACAAGAAAUAAAAAAGGGUAUAAUGUGCCGGUUUGGAGGGACAGGAGUCUGGAAGUUAGGCCGAGAAAAUAGCAGAGGAGUUCGGAGUGCCAAGGAUCUGGUAGAAUAGGGCAGAGCAGGAUAGGGCUGGGGCCUCCACUGCUUUAAACUUAACUUUGAAAUGUGUCAAAUUUCAGAAAAAUUGCCAGAGCCAUGCAAAGAAUACCCACGAACGCUUGAUGCCGAUUCAUCAAACAUUAAUGUUACGUAGCCGACAUCCCUGUAACCGCCGCUCUUGGUAAACCCCUCUCCCCCAUCGUCAGCGACUCGGGGGUUUUCGACCGUGUGUUCCGUCCGCUUGGGCUGAAGUCCCGCACGCCGCCUGGCUAGUGGUUAUUUAUACGUCAGGUCUCAGGACUCCCGAAGACUCCUUCACUCCAAGGAGAACUUCUCUCAAACCUGAAGAGAUCCAACCCGCUGCCGGAAGCCCUGCCCCAAGAGGGCCGGAGUCUCCCGCUCCCACGCUGCCUGGAGCGGAAGGGGCGUGGCCCGGGAGCGGAAGUGGCCGGGGCCCGGCAGUGCGAGCGCGGGCGACUGCGACGGCUGCCGUGUAGGAAGCCUUGGGGUGAGCAUGCCCGUGGAAGGGAAGACCAAACGGAGGAAAAAGGGAGGUGCGGUGGAAGGGGACCACCCGGACGGCGGCGUCGGCGGGAAUCUGACAGGAGACUAUGUGGUUGGACAAGUCUCCGGCAGCUUGUUCCAGGGCGGGCGGCCCUCCAGAGACCGCGCGGCUCGGCUGGCGUCCCUCUUCAGCUCCUCGGAGCCUCCGCUGCAGCCCGUGUACGUGCCGGUGCCUAAAGAGAACACCGGGAAAAGGAAACGGGAUGAGGAGGAAGAAAGGACAUCCCGAAUUCAGAGACCACUCUUGGAAGGACUUUCAAAUAACAUGAAAGCGAAGAAGAAACUUUCUGACGCAGACAAAAGGGUGGCCAGCAGGGAAAAUGCUCUAGCAAGUGCUGAUUUAGAAGAAGAAAUUCAUCAAAAACAGAAACAAAAAAAGAGUAAUUCUCAAUCUGGUAUUAAAGUAGCAGAUAAAAAAGUACUUGAUGAUGUAGAUCACACAGUUGUAAAUCAAAGGAAGAAAAUUGAAAUCAACCAAGAGGAGGAGAGAUUAAAGAAUGAGAGAACUGUGUUUGUUGGGAAUUUGCCUGUCACAUGUAACAAGAAGAAGCUGAAGUCCUUUUUCAGAGAAUAUGGACAAAUAGAAUCUGUACGAUUUCGUUCUCUGAUUCCAGCAGAGGGAACUUUGUCCAAAAAGUUGGCAGCAAUAAAACGUAAAAUUCAUCCUGAUCAGAAAAAUAUUAAUGCUUAUGUAGUGUUUAAGGACGAGAGCGCUGCUACAAAAGCAUUGAAAAGAAAUGGCACCCUAAUCGCAGAUGGAUUUCGGAUUAGAGUUGACCUUGCAUCCAAGACUUCAUCUAGAGACAAGAGAUCAGUAUUUGUGGGGAAUCUCCCAUACAAAAUUGAAGAAUCUGCAGUUGAGGAACACUUUUUGGAUUGUGGGAGUAUUGUGGCAGUAAGGAUUGUGAGAGACCGAGUUACUGGAGUCGGCAGAGGGUUCGGCUAUGUGCUCUUUGAGAAUACAGAUGCUGUUCAUCUUGCUCUGAAAUUAAAUAAUUCUGAACUGAUGGGAAGAAAACUCCGAGUCAUGCGCUCUGUUAAUAAAGAAAAAUUAAAAUCAAAUUCAAAUCCCGGCUUGAAGAAUGUCAGUAAACCUAAUAAGCAGGGACUUAAUUUUGCUUCAAAAAAUGUCGGACCUUCUAAAAGUUUGUUUAUUGGAGAAAAAGCUGUUCUCAUUAAGAAGAAAAAGAAAGGACAAAAGAAAAGUGGACAAGCUAAGAAACAGAAAAAACAGAAGUAAUCACCUGAAGAUUAUUUUGUUCCUACUGAGUACUGGUAAUAAAUUGUGAUAAAACCAUGAA